Messenger RNA from Dipodomys spectabilis (banner-tailed kangaroo rat), 1287 nucleotides. RefSeq names its product mono-ADP ribosylhydrolase 1 (gene Macrod1). The record is from RefSeq and is a predicted model, not a curated record. The transcript has 11 exons. The coding region runs from base 127 to 1107 and encodes 326 amino acids. Gene Ontology annotation, molecular function: ADP-ribosylglutamate-[protein] hydrolase activity. Gene Ontology annotation, cellular component: nucleoplasm. Gene Ontology annotation, biological process: peptidyl-glutamate ADP-deribosylation; purine nucleoside metabolic process; DNA damage response. NCBI's taxonomy places the organism in Eukaryota, Metazoa, Chordata, Mammalia, Rodentia, Heteromyidae.
CGGUUCCAAGCAGGUCACCACCGGCUGGCACGAGCCGCCCGGUCCCCAAGUAGAGAAGGGAGCGACUCUCCCGAGCACCGGCCGCCGAGUCCAAGUGGGCGGGGACCCGCCUCGCGCCGCCCGCUCAUGUCUCUGCGGAGCGCCGCGUCCGGCCGCCUGGCACCGCUGCGCGCCGCGGGGCAGCUGCUGGUCGUCGCCCCGCGCCCCCGGCCCGGCCCCUCGGCGGGGGCCACGCGAACCCGCGGCGCUGCGUGCGGCCCCCCGGCGUCCCCGGGCGCGCACGCCCCCCGCGCGUGGGCCUCGGCGGGAGUUGGGGCGUGGGGGGCGGCGGCGGCGGGGCGGAGAGCCGGGGUGCGCACCUGGGCCCCCCUGGCCAUGGCGGCGAAGGUGGACCUGAGUACUUCCACCGACUGGAAGGAGGCCAAAUCCUUUCUGAAGGGCCUGAGCGAUAAGCAGAGGGAGGAGCAUUACUUCUGCAAAGACUUCGUCAGGCUGAAGAAGAUCCCCACAUGGAAGGAGAUGGCGAAAGGGAUGACGGGAAAGGUGGAGGAGCCCCAGUACAAGAAGGACAAGCAGCUGAACGAGAAGAUCUCCCUGUUCCGAGGUGACAUCACCAAGCUGGAGGUGGACGCCAUUGUCAACGCCGCCAACAGCUCCCUGCUCGGCGGUGGAGGCGUGGACGGCUGCAUUCACCGGGCCGCCGGACCCCUGCUCACCGACGAGUGCCGGACCCUGCAGAGCUGCGAGACCGGCCAGGCCAAGAUCACCUGCGGCUACCGGCUGCCGGCCAAGUACGUCAUCCACACGGUGGGUCCCAUCGUCCACGGAGAGCCCAGCGACAGCCAGGCGGCCGAGCUCCGCAGCUGCUACCUGAACAGCCUGGACCUGCUGCUGGAGCACCGGCUGCGCUCGGCGGCGUUCCCGUGCAUCUCCACUGGGGUGUUUGGGUACCCCAAUGAGGCGGCCGCGGAGGUGGUGCUGACCACGCUGCGGGCGUGGCUGGAGCAGCACAAGGACAAGGUGGAGCGGCUGGUCAUCUGCGUGUUCCUCGACAAGGACGAGCGCAUCUACCGGCAGCGGCUGCCGCACUACUUCCCGGCGGCCUGAGGCUCCUGCAGCCACCAGACCAGGACUGACUCGCCUGGGCCUGACGGGCCUUGCUCCCAGCUCUGAGGUGUCCGGAGUCAGCCAUUUUCGCAGCUGACCACCCUCUCCGUGCUUACCUUCUGCGCGCCCGGCCCAGCCCUGCCCAGCGGAGCCUGCUAAUAAAGAACCGUUGCAGCCCCA